Messenger RNA from Salvelinus sp. IW2-2015, 2125 nucleotides. Its product is annotated as cholesterol 25-hydroxylase-like protein 2. The record is from RefSeq and is a predicted model, not a curated record. Gene Ontology annotation, cellular component: endoplasmic reticulum membrane. The transcript has a single exon. Gene Ontology annotation, biological process: cholesterol metabolic process; sterol biosynthetic process. Gene Ontology annotation, molecular function: C-4 methylsterol oxidase activity; steroid hydroxylase activity; iron ion binding. NCBI's taxonomy places the organism in Eukaryota, Metazoa, Chordata, Actinopteri, Salmoniformes, Salmonidae. The coding region runs from base 89 to 1048 and encodes 319 amino acids.
UGCCUUUUGCAGAAAAACAAACAUUACAUUACAGCUGGAAGUAUCUUUGCCAUUCUUGUGGAGUCUGUUGCAACCAACCCAGAUAUAAAUGAAUCCUCUGAGACUAUUAGACUUUAGUUGGGACACAAUGAGUGCAGGCGGUUUGUUCAGUGGUGUGUCUCUCCCCUGGAUGUCUCACCUGACCGUGGCUAACCUGACCCUGACCCUGGGUCUGGGGCUCCCGGAGCAGUCCGUCCUCCAGCCGGCGUGGGACUACCUCCUGCAGCACCACCAGGCUGAGCUGCGGAGCCCUCUGUUUCCUGUGGUCAUCUCUGUCUCUACCUACCUUCUUCUGGUGACCCUCUACACCCUGCUAGACCUCCUGGCCCCCAGCUGGCCAGCCCUCAACAGCUACAAGCUCCACCCAGACAGACCUGUCACCUGGGACAACAUCUGGACCACCCUGUAUCUCACAGCCUACAACCACCUGGUCUAUAUCUUCCCUGCUGCUGUGGGCCAGUGGCUGUGGAGGCCUCCUAUCCCGCUCCCCCGUGACGCACCCACUCUAAUGAGCUUCCUCCUGGGCAUCCUGGGGUGCAUGGUGGUCUUUGACUUCCAGUUCUACCUUUGGCAUCUUCUACACCACAGAGUCCCAUGGCUGUACCGUACCUUCCAUGCCAUGCACCACCAGUACCUUCAGCCCUUCAGCCUGGUUACCCAGUAUGUGUCCGCCUGGGAGCUGAUCAGCUCGGGCUUCUGGACCACUGUGGACCCCCUCCUGCUGCAGUGCCACUGCCUGACCGCUUGGGGCUUCAUGGUGUUCACCAUAUGUGUGUCCACUGAGGACCACUGUGGCUACGACUUCCCUUGGUCGCUGCACCGCCUGGUGCCCUUCGGCCUGUGGGGCGGACCCCCCAAACACGACGCUCACCACCGGAUGCCCGGGACAAACUUUGCCCCGUUCUUCUCCCACUGGGACUGGCUGGGGGGGACUAACAUGGUGCCCACCCCCUCCAAAGAUAAAUAUGUUGAGGAAGGUCUGAAAGGGAAGAAGGAUAAAGGAGCUUGAGUGUUGCUUUUUUUUCUCCUCCCUCUCUCCCUUGACUGCUUUUUGUGUGUAUUUCAUCCAAUCUUUCUCUCUUCCUUACUCCAUCUCUCCUGUCUUUCUCUCUGUCUACCUCUCUCUCUCUCUCGCUCUUCCCCUUUUCCAUCUUUCUUUGUGUUCAUGAAAUGUAAUGACUUUACACUAACGGCGCUCUGAAGCACUCUGUCAGAUCACUGGUUUUGUAUGAUAUUGAUUUGUUUGGGAUUACUCUGUGUUUUUUUUCAUUGGUUUCCAUGGCAUUCUCAGGUCAGACUUCCCUGCAUUUGAAAUGUGUGUUAUAUUAAUACCGCUAAAAAUCCAUGCUGAAUGGAGUUUUAUAUUUUUGCUAAGUUGUUUGCUAUUGACAUUUUCCUAUGUUUCUCUGUUUUGAACUCUUUUUGAAUAAUUUCUUUGGGGGUAAAUCCUAUGACAUACUGUAUGGAUAACCUGACAUAGCAUAARUGUCUGUUGGUUGAUGAGAGACAUGUAAACAUAAGACUGCACAAAUGUUUUAUAGGUAUUUUAAUAACUCAUGUAGUAUUUUUGGAAAAUGUGUGUUUUGUUGAAAUAACACAGUUGAAGAAUUGCAGCACAGCAAUUCAAGCAGGGUAACACAAGGGAAAUGCGGGCGCGCACACACACACACAAACACACACACACAAACCAGAAAGCUGAAUGGCAGUCUUUUAGCGGUGUCCAGUGUGCCGCCAGAGCGAUGCGUGGGGCCAAUACUAAUUUAUCAUCCUCUCUUUCAGACGCUGUCAAUAAUCUCUUUGGCAGAGACCUAUACACUGCCCCUCCCACGACAAAAUACCUUCCUUGUGAUCCAUGAUCUUCAGCCUGGGGCCUAAACAAAAACCAAACACAACUAUURCUCUUUCAAGCAUGUCGUAGGCAGAGCAUCAAGAAUACUUGGUAUUCCUAGAGAGUGUGGUUUGUGUUCUAAUAGAUUAUUAAUAUGGGAAACUGCAGAAUAUUUGUACUGUUGAUGAUGAUUGGAGCAGAGGGUCGGUGAAGAGUUAGAGAGCAGGGUGAAAUGUCAGCUGUGUUUUAAUCACAUUG